AUGCCUAACGAAUCGGUGACACUCGAUCCCGCCGCCGUUACCUAUUCGGCUGGUACUUUCGAGUUCGUCCCCGUGAUUCGAGACAUUCUUCGCACGCGCUAUUGCGUCCCUGGGUCCAUUUUCCUCGUUGAAGGUCUUGAACGAGUCUCGGUCUCGCGUUCUGGACGAUGGCAGGCUGUACGACUACUCCUCGGUGAUGGAGCCAUCUGCAUUCAGGCUCUUUUAGGGGCGAAUAUGCAUCGGUUUGUUCAGACGGGAGAGGUUGCUUUGGGAGCGUACAUUCAAUGCGAGGUUUUCCAUGUCAAGUGGCAGAAUAUCGAGGAUCGCACUAUGGUAACGCUUGUUGUCGAGGAUCUUGUCACUAUCGGAUGGAACGAAUCGUAUCGAGCUCUUGGGCAGGAUCAGGAGCCCGUAACGCAGCCGUACCCAGCGACAUCUGAACAGCCACCUCAAGAGCCAAAGGACAUGCAACCAGAAAAGCCAAAAGCUACGGCCAAGCCCAGUUCACCACACACCGGGGAUUUUGGCUUUGACGAUGGUGAAGAAGCUGCCGAGGAAACCUUUGAGGCCUUUGAGACUCUUGCGUACCCGACAAAGCCCAAGCCUCAGCAGAAGCCUCGGCAGCCCAUUGCUAUGCCCCGCGACUGGCAUGACCCCCAGACACCGUUGAAGCUCACGACGCUACGGUCCAUCCCGCAUCUCCCAUACAAGCAGAAUUGGUCUUGCAACGUGCUUGCCAUAAUAGCCUCGCUGUCGGACGUGGAGCCAUCCAACCUCCCUCCACACAGGCAGAGGACUGCGCGACUUGCCGACCCCUCCACAUCUAAACAAGUACAUCUGACGGUGUUCCUCGACCCUGAAGAGUUUAAUCCUCGCGUCGGAAGCGCGGUCCUACUUGUUGGAGUUAAGAACCACCGGUUUGAUGGAGGGAGCUUGAAGAAGUAUGAGAGCGAUCGCAAGAAUGGGCGGUGGUGGUUUGAGGACCCAUUGGAGCUGGGAUGGGCUCCGAUAAAUCACAAUAAUGAAUUCUCUCGCGUCAUUUCUGGUAUAUUUGGAGACUUCAACUUUGGUCUUGCUUCUGGUCACAUGACCGUUCCUGCACAUGUGCUCCACGCCAUCAACACGAUGCAGAUCACUACAGACCAACAUGUCCAAAAGGCUCCGGCUUCGCCAAGUCAUGGUCGCACCAAGAAGCAGGCCAUCGACGACUUCCUAGCGGAUCUGUCGCCUUGGGAUAUCUUGUACCUGCGGGGCCGAAUCCGUGACGCAACCAUCGUGCUCUCGGGCCUCCAAGAUCUACCCCCAGAGCUCAUAUGCCUUAUUCUUUCUUAUCUAAGUGUCAAGGACUUUCGGGCUUGCAGAUUAGUCUGUAAAGCAUGGGCAACGGCGUGGACGCAAGAUUCGGUCUUGGCACGAGCAUGUCGGAACUUCUUCCCCGGUCUCUUGGAGACGUACCCGACAACGCCUGGCAGGCAGCUCUUUUCUAUGGCAGUUAAGAAACGAAAGAAGUGGCAGCGACCAUUCUCAAAGUACACAUGGAUGCGGUGGAACCAGGGCCUCAGCAGCAUCUUUCGCGAGUCAACUCCGCCGUCGCAGCUUGGCCCAGUACCUGUCGAUUCGUGGUAUCCUUCGCUUUAUGCGAAAGAGAAGCUGGCGUGGCAGCCUAGGUUGGACAGGGUUAUCGUUGAUGAUUUGCGGACAAGAGAAAGACAUAGGUUUCUACCUCCUGGAGGUGCCAUGUCGGGCACUCAAUUCCGGCUUGUGUGCAUCAGUGAUCAACUUCUUGUGAUGAGAGAAGCCAACCAGCCCAACCGAAAGAUAUUUAUCGCCAAUCUAGCUACAAAAGAGUGGAAGACCAUCUCUUUGCCUGGUCCAUUUGCUACAGCGCAUACAGAGGCCAAGACUGUUGGCAUUGGGACAUCAACCGGACAGAUCGUAGUCUUCACUUGGGGCGGCAAGACGACACAGCUCGACCUCACAAAGGUCCAGACUUGCCCGCCCGGGUCGGAGCGCUUAUUUGGAGGUGUAGCCAAUGUCUUGCCGCACCCGACACAAGAUAAUGUGGUGUUUGCGGUAUGGGCAUGCUCCCGCAAGAUUUCGAACUUUAAACAGAUCAGCUUUGCUGUGAUCAAAUUCGAAGACGGCCAGCCAGUGUGGUGGGCGACCGAAGACAUUCCAAACCCCAGACGACACGCCAACAGAGACUGCAACCAAGAGAGCUAUCUCGGAUUGUCGUUUGCGUGCAGAAAGUCAGACAACUGCGGAUCUUUUGCUCUGGGCAUCUAUCGAAGCCAAAACGAGGUUCAAACACUGCCUGGUAUUUGCUAUGGAUGCUUGCCGGCGACAAGGGUUGGCGAUUGGGGUGCUGUCUCUUUCAACGUCUUGACGCAGACCUUUAAACACUACGAAUAUAGAUCCUCACGGCCCGACCUUCUCUGGAUUGGAAGCCCUCAGCCUCAUUUGACAGCGGGAAGGGAACUGUUAUUUGUGGAUGCACACCUCUGGAAUGAAGACUUGCUGCUGGCAGCAUCCACAGCCGACGGAAACAUGCGCAUCGACCUCCACCUGCAAACGAUACAUCCUGUGGGAAGCGGCUUUUCGGGUGAACCACGCUGGGCGCCGAUUCGACUUCGAGACUCGGUGCAUGCCGCGAGGACGAGGAUAUUUCAGGAUGACGACUUUGUGGUAGUACCCACCAUCGGAGGCGUCGUCAUGUUUGAACCGUCUGACUCGCCGUCGGAGGGGAGGCCGGCGGAUGCCUUUGUCGACUCACUGGAUACGCCUCAGCCGCUGGACCGUUGGAAAUCGGAGACGUUGAUCUUGAUAAAGGAUGAUCCUGCGCCUGAGAGUCCAUCCGCGAGGGCCUCCUUGCUUCGGCUCGCCAACAAUCAAUAA
Messenger RNA from Fusarium falciforme, 2895 nucleotides. RefSeq names its product F-box domain-containing protein. NCBI's taxonomy places the organism in Eukaryota, Fungi, Ascomycota, Sordariomycetes, Hypocreales, Nectriaceae. Gene Ontology annotation, molecular function: protein binding. The transcript has 5 exons. The record is from RefSeq and is a predicted model, not a curated record. Bases 1 to 2895 code for a protein of 964 amino acids.